GGGCGCGGAGCGGGCUGGGCUCGGGCUGGGUCCGCGCCCGGCGCCGCCGCCGCCGCCGCUGCGCCCUCCCGGCUGCGAGUCCGCCCGGCUCCGGAUCACGUGGCGGUUGCCGGAGGCAGAGACUAGAGAGGAGAGAAAAAAAAAGCGCCUCAUUCCUUCUUCCACCGCCAUACUGUAUUUUAUAGUAACUCUCAUUUUUAUUCCUCCCUUUUACUCCCGCUCGUGGAAGGUUUUCCUGGAGAAUGAAGUGCGGUUUGGUUUCCUUGUCAACGGAAGAUGAAGUGAACAACUGAACAUCUCCCCAGUGCAGGUUUAAAGCCAAGUGAUCCAACCAUGACCGGCAAAACACAGACCAGCAACGUCACCAAUAAGAACGACCCAAAGUCCAUCAACUCCAGAGUCUUCAUCGGCAAUCUGAACACAGCCAUUGUCAAAAAAGGUGACAUCGAAGCAAUCUUUGCGAAGUAUGGGAAAAUAGUGGGCUGCUCAGUUCACAAAGGUUAUGCAUUUGUACAGUACAUGAGUGAGAGGCAUGCGAGGGCUGCAGUGGCAGGAGAGAACGCCAGGAUCAUCGCAGGGCAGCCACUAGAUAUCAACAUGGCAGGAGAACCAAAACCAUACAGACCAAAACCUGGCAACAAGCGGCCACUUUCAGCACUUUACAGACUUGAAUCAAAGGAGCCUUUCCUGUCCGUUGGUGGUUAUGUCUUUGAUUAUGAUUACUACAGAGAUGAUUUCUACAAUCGGUUGUUUGAUUACCAUGGCCGUGUCCCUCCACCGCCCCGUGCAGUGAUUCCACUGAAACGUCCUCGUGUGGCUGUGACAACAACUCGUAGGGGCAAAGGGGUUUUCUCCAUGAAAGGAGCAUCACGAUCCACCUCAAGUGGGGCUUCUUCCUCAGGAUCCAAAUCACCCACCCGUCUUCCCCUGCCCCUUAUGUGGAGUGAUACUGUCCUUGGAAGCGUCACUGGAAGAGGAAGAGAAAGAUCAGUGAAAUCAGAUGAGUUGCAAACAAUCAAGAAGGAAUUAACCCAAAUCAAAACAAAAAUUGACUCCUUGCUAGGGAGACUGGAAAAGAUUGAAAAGCAGCAAAAAGCUGAAGCAGAAGCCCAAAAGAAACAAAUGGAAGAUAAUGCUGAUUUGAUUCAAGAGGAAUGCAUAUCAGAGAAUGCAGAUAACUCUACGGAAGAGCCAAUUGAAGGAGGGCCAGAUGCAGAUGGGGAUGGAGAAGAUAUGACUGAUGGGAUAGAGGAGGAUUUUGAUGAGGAUGGCAGCAAUGAGCUGCUGUCUUGGCUUCUUUUUGAGGUUCUGCUGGAAGAAAUUCUAUGCCUUCAUACUAAAGCCAACAUUUCAUUUCUCAGUUUCUACAGAUCAAGUGAUGAGAUGUCAUGUGUGAACCCCCUGAAGGCUGAGAAGAGAAACUCUGACUUCCCCACAGAAUAUUGUGAACUGCGGUUUCUUACUGGCUAGCAACACCUUUAAUUCAAUUUGUAUGAAACUCAGUUUACUUAUUAAAAUGGACGUUAUUGUUCAAAUAUUAGAAAUUCCAUUUCUUAUAUGUUCUAAGCUGUACAAUUGUCAGAUUUUUAUGGUUUAGAUUGUAAAUGUGGUUUUCUCUGGCUAAUUAUUGGUAUUAUUUUUUUAAUUUUGAUGUCUUAAAGGCCAAUGUACUGUAUCAUAAUAAUAUGAAGGACAUAUUUAACAGGUGUGGAAAACACUGUAUACAAAUGUAUAUUUCUAAAAGCUAUUUUUAUGAUUAGCAUGUUUUACUGUUAUACCAUGUUUAGAGUCAGGUGAUAUUGCACUUCUUUGUUUAAUGUUUAAUUCAAACAAGACCAUUAUGAUCAGUGUCACAUUUAAAUACAUUGUAUGGUAUUUUCCAUUAUUUUAUUUAAUUUAUUUUUCAUUGGAAAUAAUUAUAUUUAGUAAUAGGAUAGCUUCUAAAAAGUGAAAAUGUCAAAAUAAGAGAGCAAUCCUUGACAAACUGUAAAUUGGAUCCUUCUGUAAAUCUCUUUCUUCAGAUAAGCACUCUCCCUGAUGCCAUUCAUCAGACAUUGUUACAGCUGUUCCUGCAAAUCUCUAAAGGCUGUUUGUUGUUACCAUAUGGAAAGUUUCCAUGACAGUCAGUCUCCUGUCUAGCCAGGAAAAUUACUUAUAGCCUGUCAACAUCUGACAGCCUGAGUUAGCCUAUACUUUUUGGGUUAUUUUCUGGCAGUAGUCUUUCCACUCACAAAAUCCUAAAUCCCUCCUAAAAACUUGAAGUUAGAAUAAUUAAUUAUUACAGAUGUUGUAGGGGGAAUCUCAGUAUAGAAUUUCUUAAUAAAUCAUAAUUCCUUUCAAACAGAAUGGAUGCAUUAUUUCUCCUGUGUUACUGAGACAUUAAGGGUAUCAAAGCAUAUAUGAUAUGGGCAAAAGGUCUUCUUCUCUGAUAAAAGUACCAGUUUGUUCACCACCCCGAAGUCAGACUUCCUUAGCACUGCAGAUGACAUGAAACAAGGAAUAUAUCAUCUACAUCUUUAUGUGAGAUAUACUCCUAUAGAAAGAGACAUGUUUUUAAAGUAGUUGCAAGGAAAUAAAUUAUUUAGUAACUACAGCUUUUCAAGAGGGAAUAGUAUUAACUUAGGAAGUAUCUUAGGCAGUCAAAUGGAGCUCAGACCCAGCUGUGUUCCAGUCUGCAGCACAAAGACCUGACAUCCAUUGAUAUCCAUGACCAGAGGUAUUUGGUAUUUGGGAUCAUUCAGCACUACAGAGAUGAACCCUUGCCUUGCCCUUUCAAUCAUUCUCUGUAGGCUGAAAGCAAGAGAAAACAAAAGAUACCAGACAGACUCUUUAAAAUAUUGAACUUUAAAUUUCUAUUUUAAAAAGCAGUUUCUGACAUGAUAGGUUCACCUCAAAUAGUGGGAGUAUGAGGAGGUGGGAGCUCAAGGUCUCUGGUCAGGUUUUGAGCAUGGGGACCAUCAUCAAAGACAGACUGAUAUUCUUCAAAAAAUUUGGAAGAAAAGCAUACAUUGGAAUUUAAUUUUCUAUUACUGAGUGGAAAAUUUCUUCACUAGGAGACUAUGUAACAUAGCACUUGCAGUUAUGUUUGUGUACCUUAUAUUUAGCUUGUCUAUUGUCUGUGGAGUUACAUGGUUUACAUAAGUGCUGGGUGGUACCUAGCUACUUAAUUAAGGAAAGACUAGAAUAAGUAGUUAUAUUUGAGCAUAAAGAAUCACAGCUUCAGAAUUUGCCAAGGCUGACUCUCCCAGAAAAUGCAGAAAAAAAAAAUUACUUCUCUGUAAGUGAAAUGUUAGGUCAAAUCAGAGGGUGAAAUACUUCUUCACUUUCUAUCUUUUAAUACAGGUUAUGAUCAUUCUUAACUCUAAAAAUGCAAUAAGAAUUGCCAUUCUGGGAUCUCCAUCUUUGCCUGACAGUUAAAAAAAAUAACUCCAAACCUUAGCAGCUAAAGGGGCAUUUUCCCCUUGGCUGACUUAAGAGAUGGAGAAUGUCAUCCAAGGAGAUCAGUUCUGAUAUUGGUAUUAAUAAACUAGAUAUGAGCAACAUCUAGCUAUAUUGUCUCUUCACCACCUCCAUUCCAAAUGCACUAAUACUCACAGAAAGCACUCUUAGAUUUUACACAUUCUUUACAAUCAUUACCCUUAGAUUAUAAACUCACAGAAAUAAUUGCACAUUCAUAAUAUUGACACUGUUUCACACUACAGUUUAAGUCCUGAAUAUAUUUUGAACACAAAAAGACGCCUCUGAUAACACCAUGGGGCACUAUUUAAUUUGCAAGCCAGAAGAUUGUUACGCCAUGCAGUCUAUUAUUAGCAAGGGUUCUCAAUAGCAUGUUUGCUUAAAAUCACUACAGAGGAUGCUGGUAGCUUCAACAGAUCUUGAUAGUUCUCUGCUGUUCAUGUAUGUGGUAUGCUCGGUGUUGUUUGCCACCACUACCUUUAUUGUUUUACAUGAGUUUUGUCAGUUGUGGGAUUUUUAAACAUUGCUCAUCCCUUGAAAUAUGGAAGAACAAGAAACAAAAGAUCUUGUCAAUCAGUUUGGAUAGUCAACAGUCUUAUAAAAUCCUUUAAAGUUCUGAAUCAAAUCAAUUCAUUUUCUACACAGACCUAUAUGCUCUGUGUAUUUCAGAUAUUUGUUUCAAACCUGUGCAGCUGCAUGAAUGGAAAAUAUUUACUAAAAAGCUUUAAAGUUUGGAUCAAGAAGAAAUAUUUUUACUUUUAUAAAUUCUUGUAUUACAUAUUGUUGCAAUUCUUAUUAGUUUUCUCUAUAUUUCCAUUUUUAGUUCUGAAAAACCACAGUACCUAAACAAUGUAGAUAGCUACAAUCUUGUAAGCAGUCAUGUUUUUAAUUGGUGCCACUACAAUUUAGAACUAAAACAUUCAGAGUUUGCCCAUGCAGAGCAGAUUGAUCGUUCAUUACAGUUUUCUUUAAAAUGUUGUAACAUAAUUUUUACAUGUCUGUAAAUAAAUAUUUUAUCUGAUUUAUGCACUAAA
This is a messenger RNA of Pipra filicauda (Wire-tailed manakin), 4490 nucleotides long. It is a transcript of the gene RALYL, whose product is annotated as RALY RNA binding protein like. NCBI's taxonomy places the organism in Eukaryota, Metazoa, Chordata, Aves, Passeriformes, Pipridae. The coding region runs from base 334 to 1470 and encodes 378 amino acids. The record is from RefSeq and is a predicted model, not a curated record. The transcript has 11 exons. Gene Ontology annotation, cellular component: nucleus. Gene Ontology annotation, molecular function: RNA binding.